CUCUCUCUCCUGUCUCUCUCACUCACUCUCUCUCUCUCUCUCUCUCUCGCUGUCUCUCUCUCUCUCUCAGGGGCUGUUAUUCGCGGACCUGCGACUCAGGAAGCAACAUUAACUUUUUGGCUCAUGAAAAUAAAACAAUUAUCAGAUUAUUAUUUAUUUUUUAUUGCAACUUGUCUAUAAAGCCUGAAAGUAAUUUUUUUAUGAACUUGGAUUUUGGAUUUUGAAAGAAGAUAGUUUGGGGGAGCUCAAAGUGAGGUUUCUUUGCUGCAUGGUUUGUUAUGAAGUUAACGGCAUUUACCGGAACAUUCGGUACAUUUCCUGCUGUCGAACAAAGGAGAAGAUAGGAAGCGCUUUCGCCAUGCCCAGCUGAUCUCGUGAGUGACGGUGAGGAGACGCGGGAACUAAGAAGAACUGAACUAACGGGAGUUUACGCGCAUGGGAGAAGUCGAUGCAUCAUGUUUGAACUCGUGCGGAGUGGACGUUGGACUAAGGACAGAAAACAGUGAGUGUAACCAUUUUUAACGGUCCCGGUACCAGCGCGUGGAGCGGUUCGGGAUGAAGCUGUUUAACAGGGGCGUGAUGAUGCUCUUGACGACGGCGGGGGCGUUUUCCGCCUUCAGUCUCAUGACCAUCGCGGUUGGGACCGACUACUGGCUCUACUCGCGUGGGGUGUGCCGGUCCAAGGGCGGGAGCGACAACGAGACCAUCCGCAAGAACGAGGAGGUGAUGACCCACUCCGGUCUGUGGCGAACGUGCUGCACGGAAGGCACAUUCCGAGGUGUGUGUAAGGACAUCGACCACUUCCAGGAGGAUGCAGACUAUGAACAAGAUGCUGCAGAGUAUUUACUGCGUGCUGUGCGUGCGUCUAGUCUCUUCCCCAUCCUCAGUGUGGCCCUGCUGUUCCUGGGGGGGGUGUGUGUGGCGGCCAGCGAGUUCUACAAGAGCCACCACAACGUCAUCCUCAGUGCAGGCAUUCUGUUCGUCUCUGCUGGCCUCAGCAACAUCAUCGGCAUCAUCGUCUACAUAUCGGCCAACUCAGGCGACCCGUCGCAGAGCGACAGCAAGAAGAGCUACGCGUACGGCUGGUCCUUCUACUUCGGGGCGCUCUCCUUCGUCCUGGCCGAGAUGGUGGGCGUGCUGGCGGUCCACGUCUUCAUCGAGCGUCACCGUCGGUUACGCACGUGCGGCCGCCCCUCGUUCACCAAGCCGGCCCUCUACCGGAGCUCCUCCUCCUACUACCGCAACCGCUACUACGGCAACCGCCGACGCUCCAGUUACCGCAGCAACGCUGACCAGUCACCGCGGGUGCUGCUACUCCGCGACCCACUGUCGUCGACGGCGUCGGUGAAGGCGAAGGCUGCCGGCGUUGCCGGGGAGACGACCCCGGCGACAGUCGCCGGGGCAGAGUUUACGAUGUACUCUCUGGCCCCGCCCCUCUCAGAAGCGAAGACAAACGCAGCGCCACCAAACAGUAUGGCCGCUGUCGCCGGGGCGAUGGAGGCUGGAAGGAGCUUCCUGUCCACUCUCAAAAACAAAGAGGUGUUGCUUGGCAACGCCCCCAACAGGAGAACCACGCCAGUGUGAUGGAGAGGAGGAGGAGAGAUGGAGAGUGGGACUGAGGGAGAGGAGAGAGAGAAAAUAGAACUUACAUGUAGAACAUACAUGGACCAAAACAUGCAUGGAGAACAUACAUGGACAAGAACAUAUAUGUAGAACACAUAGGCCAGAACAUAUGUGUAGAACAUACCUGCGUCGACCCUGUAGAGUUUAUGGGUGUCCUGCGUCUCUUCCCACUAGUUGUUGCUUGUCAUGACAUUGUUGAAAUACUAUUUGAAACACUUUCAAAUACUUCCUCUGUUUCCUCCUGUGUCCACCUGUUGGGUUAGGAAACAGUCCAUUGGUUGAGCUGACAGACAGACUUGGCCAAUCAAAGCACAGAUACCUGGCAGUUAUUUGACCUUUGACCCUAAAGAUGUAUGUGUGUGUGUGUGUACAGGGGUCUGGUUAUAAAGUACAGUGUGUGUGUGUGUGUGUGUGUGUGUGUGUGUGUGUGUGUGUGUGUGUGUGUGUGUACAUACAGAGGUGUACAGAGAUCGGACCCCUGUUCCAUAAAGGCCGCUCAAAAAAGUUGGACUUAAAGUCCCAAACCUGACUUGAAUUAGGCUACUGUUAACAAUUAUGUAGCUAUAAUUAUACUGGGAUAAUGUAGAUUGAGAUAUAGGUAUAUAUGCCUGAUGCCUAAACAUUUGAAAUCACAAACUACCAUAUAGCCAUACGUUUAACGUAGGCUCUGUAGGUUUGUAUCAUUCUGAAAUCAUUGUUCAUCAUUGUUUAACGCAUUUAAUGUAUUUAAGUUGAUUUUCUAUAAAUUCAGCCUACAUAUUGA
Osmerus eperlanus (European smelt) is the source of this 2386-nucleotide messenger RNA. It is a transcript of the gene cacng3a, whose product is annotated as calcium channel, voltage-dependent, gamma subunit 3a. The transcript is spliced from 4 exons. Gene Ontology annotation, biological process: regulation of AMPA receptor activity; neurotransmitter receptor transport, postsynaptic endosome to lysosome; calcium ion transport. The record is from RefSeq and is a predicted model, not a curated record. Lineage: Eukaryota; Metazoa; Chordata; Actinopteri; Osmeriformes; Osmeridae. Gene Ontology annotation, molecular function: voltage-gated calcium channel activity; channel regulator activity. Gene Ontology annotation, cellular component: AMPA glutamate receptor complex; postsynaptic density membrane. The coding region runs from base 556 to 1584 and encodes 342 amino acids.